This is a messenger RNA of Pseudogymnoascus destructans, 1978 nucleotides long. Its product is annotated as magnesium ion transporter. The transcript is spliced from 3 exons. NCBI's taxonomy places the organism in Eukaryota, Fungi, Ascomycota, Leotiomycetes, Thelebolales, Thelebolaceae. Bases 70 to 1746 code for a protein of 558 amino acids. Gene Ontology annotation, molecular function: magnesium ion transmembrane transporter activity. Gene Ontology annotation, cellular component: mitochondrial inner membrane. The record is from RefSeq and is a predicted model, not a curated record. Gene Ontology annotation, biological process: mitochondrial magnesium ion transmembrane transport.
UGACAACCGCUGUAUCGAAUUUCCGCGGAAGCAGGAAUUGAUUCAUAUUACUGGGCUGCCAUAUCUGCCAUGCGGGCUAGGCUGCCUGUUCCUGUACCUUCGUCGAGUUUAUUGAGAUUUCUCCAAUUCCAAUCAGAGGGGCGCUGUUUCUUCAGCGCAAACUCGCAAGGCUUCGCCUUCGACCAUGGAUCACCGCCAGGGCCGCAACAGCACACGGCGAAAAGACUAGGAACGCCGAAGACAUCGUCUUCAUAUCUAUGGGCGCCCAUACCGACACCUGCUACUUGUGAAGCAAGCCUUCUCAACCUCGACUUCCUCAUCCCUCGGGUUACGUUGCCACCCACGACACGACCCAGUCUCAACUCCUCUCGGCCUCUCGCCAAAAUCACAAGGCGAGGCACAAAGCAUUCAAUAGGAGGACAUAGAUGUGCAUCAGAGAGCCACAGUGCCGACUGGCUCAGGCGGACAUUUGGCAGGAAAGUGAACCGGCGUCGAUCUCUCAAGGGAGUGGAAGGUCCAUACGGCGAUGAAGGGGCUGAAGCCACGGCGUAUGCCCUCGGGCGUACAAUGUCUGCAAAGGCAGCAAAUGAGCAGAAGCUGCGCUGCACUGAGUUUGACGAGAAUGGCAAUGUCGUCUUAGUGAACGGGGAGUUCAAGAAGAGCGAGCUUAUCGCCAAAUAUGGGUUAUUGCCUAGAGAUCUUCGAAAAAUCGACUCGUCGCUGUUACCACAUAUUCUUGUGCGGCCCUCAGCUAUCCUAAUAAACCUCCUCCACCUCCGCUGCCUUAUCAAGGCGAAUCGAGUGCUUGUCUUCGACACAUAUGGCUCAACAGACUCAUACACGCAGUCUGUAUUCAUGUAUGAUCUUGAAGGGAAGCUACGGCAGAAACAGAACUCGCCCUCGGCUGGGGGGCUUCCUUACGAAUUCCGUGCCCUCGAGGCAGUGCUCAUAUCGGUGACUUCCGGGCUUGAGGGGGAAUUCGAAACAGUACGCGGGCCAGUUGUGCGCGUGCUCCGAGAAUUAGAAGAGGAUAUCGACCGCGAUAAGCUACGACACUUGCUUAUUUAUUCUAAGAAGCUCGGUACCUUUGAACAGAAGGCCAAGCUCGUCAGAGACGCCAUCGACGAGUUGCUUGAGGCUGACGAUGACCUGGCUUCCAUGUACUUGACUGAAAAGACGCAUGAUUUACUCAGAGGGGAGGAUGACCAUACGGAGGUUGAAAUGCUACUGGAGUCUUACCACAAGGUGUGUGAUGAGAUUGUACAGGCGUCUGGCAAUUUAGUCUCCAAUAUCAGGAACACCGAAGAGAUAGUCAAGGCAAUUCUCGAUGCCAAUCGAAACGCGCUCAUGCUCCUCGACCUGAAAUUCUCCAUCGGCACACUCGGUAUCGGUUCCGGGGCCUUUAUAGCGGCAUUAUACGGCAUGAACUUGAAGAAUUUCAUCGAAGAAUCCAACUUUGGCUUCCUCGGAAUCUCUGGCUUUUCAGCCGUAUUUGCUGCUCUUGUCUGUGGGUACGGACUAACGAAACUGAGAAAGGUGCAGAGAGUAAGUAUGUGGGGUGAGGCCGGCAAGAGAGGCGCAAGGGGCAGCUGGAGAGCAAUCGAUGAGGAAACUGGAGCUGGCUUAUUGGAGCGAAGCAGGCGCGCAAGGCUCUUGAAGGAAGAUAAGGGAGGCUCCCUGCGAGAGGUUGCUGGAAAUGUGAAACCUUUACCACCUACAGUCAUAUCGAAGACUACAAGGGCAUAGAGGAGGGCGGCUACAAAUGAUACAUGGGUUGGCGCUAAGGUUGUUACUAUGUAUCAACAGCUCUGCAGGCGUUUUGUUAAAGCGGGAAAUCAUCUCUGUUUAGAUAUGUUCAAGUGCCAGUCACGGCGCGUUUGGGGCCUUCGAAUACCACCACCACUCUUGUAAACCAUACCAUAUUAGAGUUAUCGCCUUGGAAAUAUAAGAUAAUAACCAGACUUUGAUUGUCUCGUCA